Messenger RNA from Cheilinus undulatus (humphead wrasse), 1169 nucleotides. It is a transcript of the gene txndc9, whose product is annotated as thioredoxin domain containing 9. The record is from RefSeq and is a predicted model, not a curated record. Lineage: Eukaryota; Metazoa; Chordata; Actinopteri; Labriformes; Labridae. The transcript is spliced from 5 exons. Gene Ontology annotation, cellular component: cytoplasm. Gene Ontology annotation, biological process: microtubule cytoskeleton organization. The coding region runs from base 116 to 772 and encodes 218 amino acids.
GUUUGACGUCAUAUCCGCGGCAUCGGUUUGCAUUUCGCGCACGAACUGAAGUCUGCUUCCAGCUCGCUCAUAACUCUAUCAGAUUUGGAUAGAGCUUCACACGAAACAGUCAGCCAUGGCAAAUCAACCAAUUGACAUCAUAACAAAGGUUCUGGAGCAGGUGGAGGAGUCUGUGGAUGCACAGUUGAGCAAAAUGAAUGAAAUGGAUGAAGAUGAUUUGGAAAGACUGAAGGAGAGGCGUUUAGAGGCGUUGAAAAAAGCCCAAAAACAGAAGCAGGAGUGGUUGUCUAAAGGCCAUGGGGAGUACAGAGAAAUCCCAAGUGAGAAAGACUUUUUCGGUGAGGUCAAGGAGAGCAAGAACGUUGUCUGCCACUUCUACAGAAACUCAACCUUCAGAUGUAAGAUCGUCGACAAACACUUGACGAUCUUGGCUAAAAAGCAUGUUGAGACAAAAUUCAUCAAACUGAACGUGGACAAGGCCCCAUUCCUGACAGAGAGGCUGCGCAUCAAAGUCAUUCCUACGCUGGCCCUGCUUACAGACGGGAAGACGAAGGACUAUGUGGUAGGCUUCACUGACCUGGGAAACACAGACGACUUUUCCACAGAGAUGCUCGAGUGGAGGCUCGGCUGUGCAGAUGUCAUCAACUACAGUGGUAACCUGAUGGAGCGCCCUACAGUGAACCAGAGGCCGGGCACAAAGUUCACAAAGGUGGAGAAGAAAACCAUCAGAGGGCGAGGCUAUGACUCAGACUCAGAUUCUGAAGACGACUGAGAAGCACAGACGGUCGUCUGGUUUUCUCUCUCAGGGCUACCUCACUUUCAAAACAGUCCAGCAGACAGCCCGCCUUGAUUUUUCCAUCCUUUUUCUCUCAGUGACUUUAUGAUUUCUAAAAAAAAAAUAAAUCUCAAAUGUAACUAUUUUACUAAGCUGUUAUUAUUUUAGUUUCAACCUUAUUUAAUGAAUUGUCACCCAUGUUUUAUAUUUGAAUACAUAAGAAAAUAACAUUCUUCAAGAACAACAAGUUUGUAGAGAAUAAAAGUGUCAGUGAGCUACCAUUUUGAUUAUGUAACAAGAUUUUUGCUUUAUUGAUUUUCUGUUUAUGUCUUUAUCAUAGUUUAAAUCUAAACCUCUGUCAUGAAACCCAGUUGCCAAUAAAACUUUGUGUGUA